Colossoma macropomum (tambaqui) is the source of this 2248-nucleotide messenger RNA. It is a transcript of the gene spaw, whose product is annotated as southpaw. Gene Ontology annotation, molecular function: cytokine activity; growth factor activity; type I activin receptor binding. The transcript has 3 exons. NCBI's taxonomy places the organism in Eukaryota, Metazoa, Chordata, Actinopteri, Characiformes, Serrasalmidae. Gene Ontology annotation, cellular component: extracellular region. Gene Ontology annotation, biological process: SMAD protein signal transduction; BMP signaling pathway. Bases 1 to 1293 code for a protein of 430 amino acids. The record is from RefSeq and is a predicted model, not a curated record.
AUGGGUCGAAUGGCAUUUUUUGCCACUUUGGUAUUUGCUCUAGCAGGCCUCGGCUGCAUGGGGAUCCAGCACAAGACAAGACCUCGUGUAGGGCUUUCUAAGGCAACAAAUGAAGGGUACAGCGUUGCUGUGCACCAUCCCUACAGGUACCCACUGUACAUGAUGCAGCUCUAUCGAGACUACAAAACUGUGAACGCAGCGAAGAGCAGCACAGCCAGGGAUGCCAGACCAAGUCUCCAUCAGUCAGACUCUGUGCUUAGUCUGGUCGCUAAAGACUGUCAACAGACAGGUGAGAGAUGGACGGUCACUUUCGACCUGUCCUCCCUUUCGGCCAGUGAAGAAAUUCAGCUUUGUGAGCUUCGCUUCCGCGUGCCCGCGUUUGCCGCGUCCAAGCGGGCAGUCGUGGAUCUCUACCACUCUCGCCAAGAGGACUGCGAGCCAGACGUCGAGCAUUGCCGUGAACGGCCCCUCUUUCUCGGCACCAUAAAGCCCACAGCCGUCGACUCAACCUCCUCCUCCUCCUGGCGAGUUUUCAAUGUGACGGUUCUGCUCACACACUGGCUGCGUCGAGAAAGCGGCAAGGAGCCGAAUCAAACGGACCGCUCCCUUUCCAGUGAGGAUUCCACAUCCGAACAAGACGAGGAGGCGGAGAUGGGAGUAGAGGACACCGUGGAGGGGAGUGGAGGAGACGUGGCCGAGCCUGUACAAGUAAAGCACCGCAGCGGGUGGACGCGCAAAGUCCACCAUCCCACCGCAAACAGGGUCAUGGUCGUAGUGUUUUCGAAGAGUACGCAGGCUCGAGGUCAGGUGCGCGCCCCUACCUUACUCCGCGCGGUGGAACACUCCAAGUACGUCGUCCUGCAGCGCCCCAGUGACGUCACCCAGAACCGUCGGCACAAGCGGAACCGGAUAGAGAUGGACCAUUUUAGGCCGGUCCUGGGUGAAGGCGUGACUGGCUCUCCUGCGGUGUCCGCGCAGGGACCGCUGUGCAGGCGAGUGGACAUGUGGGUGGACUUCGAUCAGAUUGGCUGGAAUGAAUGGAUCGUGCACCCCAAGCGAUAUAAUGCGUUCCGCUGCGAAGGCGAAUGUCCCAUUCCGCUAGAUGAAUCCUUCAAGCCAACCAAUCACGCCUACAUGCAGAGUCUGCUGAAACUCUAUCAUCCGGAGCGCGUCACCUGUCCGUCCUGCGUGCCCACUCGUCUCAGUUCGCUCUCUAUGCUAUAUUACGAGGGCGACGACGUGGUUCUGCGCCACCAUGAGGACAUGAUUGUAGAGGAGUGUGGCUGCCACUGAAGGGAGCUGCUGAAAGACUUGGUUAGCUUGUACCCCAUUCGUAUUCAGACAACUCUUUCUUUUCCGCAGCCUGCCAGAUGUAGCACAACAGUUGGGGCUUGUCUCAAAAUGGGUAGAAAAUACCGCGCUCGGUUGUGAAGGACCACCGAUGCUUAGGAAAUCAGUGACACUGUUAUGUUACUUAUAUAUGUUAAAAAUGGCCGUUGUGGUGUAUCCGAGAUGUUCGCCACCAUGAGUCUAUUGGUAGAAAGGAAAUAUUUAAUAUUUAAAUAUCACACAUUUUUAAAAUAUGUUGUAGUUUUGGAUUUGGAAUAAUGUGUAAUGAGUGUACAAAAUGUAUAUAGUAUGUUUUCAAUAAAUCUGUAUUUUUAUUACAAAGAUGUAUAUAAUACAUGAAAUGUUCCAAAGCCUUUAUAUAUUACUAUUAUCAAACGACAUUUUAGAUUUUGUAUGACGUGUACAAAGCAGUAAAGCAAAUAUUCAGCACAUUUUUGUGAACACUUUUUCUAUCGUUUAAAAAAAAAACACACAUGUAUCAGCAUAUUACAGUCCGUCUGAUAAAGUUACCACAAGAUUCCUGUAAACUAAUGGAUGAUCGCUCGCAAACAGCAGCAAUCAACGAGAAUGAUUGUGUGAUGUCUUUAGGGCUUUUUUGCUGUUACUAAUGCAAAAGUAUUCAAUAUACAGAGACAGUUUAGGGUGUCAUCAUUCAUUAUUAUCAGUCUGUGUGUCAAUAACAGGGAUCAUUCUUUCACACAGAUAGAAAUGGCUUGAGCUUUAACUGAUGCCUAGCUGACUGGCAUAUGUUUGGCCUUUAUUUCAAUUGUAAAGUGCUACUUCCUACACUGAUAUGUUUUUCUUACUCUGUAGGCAAUCCUAGUACAGAUAUGAAUAAAAACAAAUAAACACCAUGAGACUAUAUGGCUGUGACAAUCUGCACAAAUCUUCAUGCGAG